Messenger RNA from Sardina pilchardus (European sardine), 2242 nucleotides. RefSeq names its product RAB42, member RAS oncogene family (gene rab42b). Gene Ontology annotation, biological process: vesicle-mediated transport. The transcript is spliced from 2 exons. The coding region runs from base 357 to 1013 and encodes 218 amino acids. Gene Ontology annotation, molecular function: GTPase activity; GTP binding. The record is from RefSeq and is a predicted model, not a curated record. Lineage: Eukaryota; Metazoa; Chordata; Actinopteri; Clupeiformes; Clupeidae. Gene Ontology annotation, cellular component: Golgi apparatus.
CAGGGAGGGGAGGGAAAAGAGAGAAGAAUUAACUUUCAGACUUCCCACCCUGAUCUGAGACUGAAAGCGACGAGUGUAGUUGCAGCGGCUGCGCUCGGGGAGCUAAAAGGAACUGAGACCAGCGCUGAAAUAAUCGUUAUGCUCCACAUUCGCUGUGGGCUGCCACUAUUAUCACAACUAUCUCCACUGAGCAUCUGAGAACAGAGCAAACAACGGGCUGCCAAUGUCCAGCCACUGAGGGACGCAGCUGGGUGAGACUCACAUCCUUUUCCUCCCUGGGAGGCAAAAGACCACCAGCCGUCCAGUGUCCAGUCUUCCGCUUUGCUUCUGCGGUCAUUUGGGGCGACACCGGUGCCAUGGACCUGACCCUGUGGCAGUACCAGUUCCGCAUCAUCAUGCUGGGCGACUCGACGGUGGGCAAGUCGUCCAUGCUGAAGCGCUACACUGAGGACCUGUUCAUGGAGUGCCUGAACCAGACCGUCGGAGUGGACUUCUACGUGCACUUCCUGGAGGUGGAGCCCAACGUGAGGGUCAAGCUGCAGUUCUGGGACACGGCGGGCCAGGAGAGGUUCAGGUCAGUGACGCGGUCCUACUACCGUAACUCUGUGGGCGGACUGCUCGUCUUUGACCUGGGGAACCGGACGUCGUUCGAGCACCUGGAGGAGUGGCACCAGGAGGUGCUGGAGCACGUGCAGCCUCACGGCGUGCUCUUCGUGCUGGUGGGCCACAAGAGCGACCGCGAGGAGGCGGGCGAGCGCGCCGUCACCCGGGACGAGGCCGAGAGGCUGGCGGGCCGCCUGGGCAUGCCCUACGUGGAGGCGUCGUCCAAGACGGGCGAGAACGUGACGCCGGCCUUCGAGCUGCUGACGCGCCGCAUCUACCAGGGCCUGCUCAGCGGAGAGGUGCAGCUCCGAGACGGCUGGGACGGCGUCAAGAGCUCGGAGCCUCGCCGGCCCUCACAGCUGUCUCCCACGGGGGAGCCCGCGAAAGAGGACAGGAAGUGCGCCUGCUAAAGAUACGCAACCGGCCACAGCGGCAGAUAGCGCCAGAGAGGGUUAAAGCGGAGCAAGAGGCGCAAACGUUCCACCAUUUCCGCAUUGUGUGUUCGCAAAGGGGCGGGGGGCCAAAUCCCCCUUUAAGCAGACAUAGAAAGUGACGUUACAUUUUAACUGAACUGCUUGCCAAUCUGACAGAGAUCGAUAUCUCACUAUAACUUCUUUGCGUCACGCCUCUUUAAGCAGACAGGAACUGUUUGAAUUUUGCUAGAGAUGCAUUAUGUUGCUCUAUUUUGUCAUUAAUGAAGUAUCUUUGAUGUCGCCAAUCAAAGUGUAUCUCAAGGAAUGUUGAACUUACAUAGAAUAUGAACAACUUUAGACAGCAAAAUACUGUUCUGUGGCAGAGCUUCAGAGCUCAAAUUAGAGAAAGUAGGACGAUGCCUCGAUGACGUGCUUGUGGGUGACAAAAAUAGACCUACAUCACAUUUGUGUUGACAUUUUUACUUUUUGUUUAUUUAUGGAAAACAAAAAUCAAACACAGGUUAUAUUGAAAACUUGUGAUACAAGGUCAAAAAAAAAGAAAUAAAUCAAACAUCCAAACAAAUUCUUCCCACCCUACCCUAUCACCCCCUCACACUCACACGCACGCACACACACACACACUCAAAGGGGGAAAAAAAAAAACAUCCACCGGUGAUAAAGACCAAACUUCCUUCUCUGCCUUUUCAAAGAUCCUUUCCUCUUGGACCAAGACAAAUCAAAAUGACCAACACUCAAUUCAUAAUAUUCGGUCUUCUCCAGGAAAAAAAAAAAGAGUUGACAAACAUCAUUUCCUGUGUACAAAGAAAACCUUUGCUAUACACCAGGGGUGAAAAAGCACCAAAUAAUAAUAAUAAAUCAUAAAUCAUAAAUCAUGUCAGGUUGAGUCUCUCUGCUUGUGGGGCUGAGGGUACAGUAUCACUUCAGAAUUGGAAGAAAAAAAUAAUAUUCUACCACGUUGAACAACUCUAAGACACAGGACUGCAAUCACAUGCCAACUCUUAAGAGAAACUUAAAGCUGAAACUUGACAAAAAUCUACCUAGCUAGUUAAUUGUGAGUAGGUACAGGUGUCUAUUUUACAUGGUGACAAGCUGAAAGAGACUCGCGUAUAAAGCCUAGAAAAACCUUAGUCACCUCUCAGGAGUAUUCUUACAAAGUAUUGAACCAAACCAGUAUAUAUAUAUAUAUAUAUAUAUAUAUAUAUAUA